Penicillium antarcticum is the source of this 1209-nucleotide messenger RNA. It is a transcript of the gene rad18, whose product is annotated as E3 ubiquitin-protein ligase RAD18. Gene Ontology annotation, biological process: protein monoubiquitination; DNA damage tolerance. Gene Ontology annotation, cellular component: Rad6-Rad18 complex; nucleus. Bases 1 to 1209 code for a protein of 402 amino acids. The transcript is spliced from 3 exons. The record is from RefSeq and is a predicted model, not a curated record. Gene Ontology annotation, molecular function: ubiquitin protein ligase activity; single-stranded DNA binding. Lineage: Eukaryota; Fungi; Ascomycota; Eurotiomycetes; Eurotiales; Aspergillaceae.
AUGGAUCAGUCGUUCAACUUACCUGACUCCACCGAUUGGUUGGGAACACCUUUAUCUCUACUUGCGCCUCUCGAAUCCUCGCUCCGGUGCCAGGUCUGCAAAGACUUCUUCGAUAACCCAGUGAUUACGUCUUGCAGUCAUACAUUUUGUUCGCUAUGUAUUCGUCGCUGUCUCAGUACUGAAGGGAAAUGUCCUGCCUGCCGGAGCUCUGAUCAAGAGCUGAAGCUGCGCCGUAACUGGGCAGUCCAAGAAUUGGUCGACGCGUUCAAUACGGCAAGGCCCAAGGUCUUGGGUCUGGCGCAAGCGGAAAAGGAGCGCCUUGAAAAGCGCGAGGAUGAUGCAAAGCAACCGGCGCAAAAGAAACGAAAAGUUAGUCGCGUUGCAGAGGAGGAAUCACAAGUUGAAGAAGCCAGCUCGCAAGGCCGACAGACACGUUCUUCAAGAACAAGAAACUCGGUAGAGACGCCGGGUGCUUCUCAGGUUAUUCCUGAGGUUAUUGAGGAUAGUCAAGAUGACGAUGAAUACAUCCCCGAAGAUGGCAUGGUCGCGUGUCCGAUUUGCUCUCAGAAGAUGAAGGAGGAAGCUGUCUUCGGACAUUUAAACGUUCAUACAGAGGAAGCUCAGCCUCCAAAGCCAGCUACUUUUGGGUCCUUCAUGGGCCCAUCGCAAAAAGGCUUAAGCUUAGGCAAACCUCCCGAUCGACUUCCUGCCAUAAACUACUCCAUCUUGAAAGAUAUUUCAUUGCGCAAGAAGCUGCGGGAUCUCGGUAUCCCAGAGUGGGGUCCUAAACAGCUUCUACAGCGGCGCCACACGGAGUGGAUGAAUCUGUGGAACGCCAAUUGCGACUCCAAAAGCCCUAAAUCGAAACGGGUAUUGCUCUCCGAGCUGGAUAUUUGGGAACGGACACAGGGAGGGCAUGCUGCCACGCAAUCACCAUUCGUUUCAUCCAGCAACGUUAUGCGAAAAGACUUCAAUGCCAAUGAGUGGUCUUCAAAUCAUGACGAUGAUUUCAAAAGACUCAUUGCAAAUGCGCGGAAGAAGAGUGAAGCACAAGUCAGGUCCACCAUCCCUGGAGCAGCUUCGGACGGGUUGUCUGAGCCUGCGCAAGCUCCGACACAGCAGCAUGUUGAGGCACUGCCGCCGAAUGGUGCUCGCAUCGAAAACAGUGAAGGUUCUGAUACCAAUAAUACCAUUGACCUUUCCGGGUGA